Quercus lobata is the source of this 2160-nucleotide messenger RNA. RefSeq lists its product as uncharacterized. The coding region runs from base 1 to 2160 and encodes 719 amino acids. Gene Ontology annotation, biological process: DNA integration. The record is from RefSeq and is a predicted model, not a curated record. The transcript has 4 exons. NCBI's taxonomy places the organism in Eukaryota, Viridiplantae, Streptophyta, Magnoliopsida, Fagales, Fagaceae. Gene Ontology annotation, molecular function: nucleic acid binding; RNA-DNA hybrid ribonuclease activity.
AUGGAUGCCUUCUCGGGAUAUAACCAGAUAAGGAUGGCUAAGGAAGACCAGGAGAAAAUCGCUUUCAUCACGAGUCAAGGACUCUACUGUUAUAAGGUAAUGCCUUUUGGAUUGAAGAAUGUUGGAGCCAUGUAUCAGAGGUUGGUGAACAAAAUAUUCAGUCAACAGAUUAGCAGGAACAUGAAAGUGUACGUGGACGAUAUGCUCGUCAAGACUUCGGGAAAGUUCUUGGGAUUCAUGGUGUCCCAAAGAGGAAUAAAAGCAAACCCAGAAAAAGUGCGAGUCAUCAUCAACAUGGCCUCACCCAAGACCGUCAAGGAUGUUCAAAAACUCACAGGAAGGAUAGCAGCCUUAAACAGUCCACCUCUCUUGAGCCCGUCCAAAGAAGGGAAAGAUCUAUACUUAUACUUGGCCGUGUCAGCCUCAGCAGUAAGUGCAGCCCUGAUCAGAGAAGAAGGCGCGAAGCAGCUCCUAGUUUACUACGUCAGCCAGGCCUUCCAAGGGGCUGAGUCCAGGUAUCCAAGGAUCGAAAAGAUCGCGUUUGCGUUAAUAGUAGCCUCGCGCAAGCUAAGGCAAUACUUUCGGGCAAACCCUAUCCUCGUAAUGACAGACCAACCGAUCAAGAAAUCGAUGAACAAACCUGAGGCAGUCAGAAGAAUGGUCCAAUGGGCGAUUGAACUUAGUCAAUUUGACAUCGAAUACCACCCCAGAACGGCGAUCAAGGCGCAAGCUCUAGCGGACUUCAUCGCAGAGUUCACAUUUCCUAACGAAGACAGCCUUACCGACGAAGUUGAUAGAUGGACGAUACAGACUGAUGGUUCGUCAGCCCAGAGGAAGGGGGGAGUAGGGGUUGUCAUAACUACCCUCGACGGAGAGGUGCUAAAAUAUGGGGUCCAACUAAAAUUUCCGGCCACCAACAACGAAGCUGAAUACGAGGGGAUACUGACGGGACUGAGGCUUGGAAAGGCACUUGGUGCUAAAAACUUGUUGAUCCAAAGUGAUUCAAAGCUAGUGAUCGGGCAGAUUAGGGGAGAGUACGAAGCAAAGGAAGAAAUGAUGCAGAAAUACCUCAAGCUGACGAAACAUCUAACUCAGGAGUUCGAUACAGUGGAGUUUGUGCAGAUCCCAAGGAGUCAGAAUAUGGGGGCUGACGAAGUCUCGAAGCUAGCGUCAUCAGAAGAAGGGGAGAUUAGCACAGAUCUGGCGAUGGAGGUCCAGAAACACCCCAGUAUUGAAGAAAUUGCAACAUUCACCAUCCAGAGCACAAACAACUGGAUGACACCCAUAAUAUCCUACCUCCAAGAUGGACACCUCCCUCAGAACACGGAGGAAGCUAAAAAGAUUAAGAAGAGGGCGGCCAGGUUCACGAUCCUUAAUGAUGCCUUAUACAAGAGAGGCUUCUCUAUGCCUUACUUGAAGUGUGUCGACGAAGAAGAAGCUAGAUACAUCCUCGAAGAAAUCCACGGAGGAAUUUGCGGCGACCAUGCUGGCCCCAAAUCCCUGGUGAACAAGAGGCAGUUCGAUAGCCAAGGCUUCAGAGAAUUCUGUUCAAACCUUGGGAUCAAGAAUCAGUUCUCAUCCUCGGGGCAUCCCCAGGCAAACGGGCAGACGGAAGUGACGAAUCGAACGCUGCUCAAGAUUAUCAAAACCAGGUUGGACGAUGCGAAGGGUGCUUGGCCAGAAGAAUUACCUAAUGUCCUGUGGGCUUACAGAACCACAGCCAGAACCUCGACAGGAGAGACCCCCUUCAGGAUUACCUAUGGCACAGAAGCAGUAAUCUCAGUCGAAGUGGGGGUAACGAGCAUCAGACGAGGAACGUUCAACGAAGGGCGCAAUGACGAUGAACUGCGACUCAACCUAGACUGUCUGGACGAAGUAAGAGACAACGCAUCCAGCAAGAUGACGAAGUAUCAGAAAAAGAUGGCCGAGUACUACAAUAAGAGGGUUAAACUCAGGCGACUGGACAUAGGAGACCUUGUCCUGCGCAAGACCACCCCAGCAACUAAAGACCCUACCCAAGGAAAGCUGGGUCCUACAUGGAAAGGACCUUACCGAGUCAUUCACUACACAAGACAAGGAAGUUACCACCUGGAAACCAUGGACGGACAAAGACUCCCUCAACCAUGGAACAUUGAGCAUUUAAAAAAGUACCACCAGUAG